Messenger RNA from Phyllotreta striolata, 1356 nucleotides. The record is from the annotation of a GenBank genome assembly. NCBI's taxonomy places the organism in Eukaryota, Metazoa, Arthropoda, Insecta, Coleoptera, Chrysomelidae.
CUGAGAUUAGGUCAGGAAAGAUGGUGGUAUCGAAACCGGCUAGUGUCCUGAUGAUCGCGAGCUGGCUCUUCUUCGGCUCCGCCAGCGGUCAAGAGAAUAACGUGUGUCCCACGUUCAAGGACUAUUAUACCAUGAAGAACAAUUCCAAUUGUUGGUAUGAUUUGGCUGCAGAGUUCAGCGCCCCAGAAAUUAUUCGACGUAUGGGCUAUCCUGUUCUUACUUACAAAGUCCUCACACCGGACGGUUAUAUUUUGACGAUGUUCCGGAUCCCAAACAACCAUUCUAGCAAUCCCAAUGCGAAGUACCACCCGAUAUACUUGCAGCACGGAUUAGUGGCAACCUGUGCAACGUUUUUAGGGAAAGGCCGGGAUUCUCUUGCAUUCCUUCUAUCUGACGCUGGUUAUGAUGUUUGGCUAGGAAAUUACAGGGGAAAUGCUUAUUCAGAGGAGCACGUUAAUCUUACCGUUUACGAUCAAGAGUAUUGGAAUCACGGUAUGGAUGAGGUGGCUCUGGUUGACCUCCCAUCGAAUUUUCAGACGAUACUCAAGCACACAGCGCCUGGUAGUAAAAUCAUCUUUAUCGGGCAUUCUUUAGGAACAGCCGUUUCUUUAAUGUAUAGCGCCGAAUAUCCGGAAUUCUCGAAUCGAAUAUUGAAAAUGUUGGUUUUGUUAUGUCCAGCUUAUACCCUCUCGAACAUGAUAUCUCCUUAUAGAGCCCCAGCUCCAAUGGGCGAUUUUGUACUAGAUACCAUCAGGAGACUGCGAUUAGAGAGGAUAGUUUCGCAAGCUCAGGAAUUAAGAAGGUUAGUCGUGCCGCCUUGCAUGGAAUCGCCGGAAAUGAUGCAGAACUGCAUGCAAAUGUACAAUUUAUUUUACGGACCGAAGACUGAUUUAGGACCGGAGAGCAUUCCAGUCUACUUCAAUCAGCUACCCGGAGGGACGUCCAUAAAAAUUUUAAAUCACGCAGCCGAUCUCGUGUUAGGGAAUUUUAGGAAGUACAAUUAUAAAUCUCUCAACUACAAAGCAUACGGAAGGAAAACGCCUCCCGUUUACGAUAUAAGCAAAAUUAAAGUUCCUGUAUAUUUAGUGUAUUCUGCUCAAGAUUGGGCCACACCCGAAGCCGAUGCGUUGAAUUUAUGGAGAAACCUGCCAAAAUCGAGUAGAUACGGAAUGAUGAAGAUAAAUAGAAAUACGUUUAAUCACAUCGAUAUGGUUUUUGGAAGACAUGCUAGACAGUGGGUUUACGAUCCCUUAAUUAGAGUAUUAAAUAAAGCUAUUAGCAAUUAAAGACGUGUCACAUUGGUAUAGUAUGUAAUUCUGAUUAAUUUGAGCUACUUGUUGAACAAAGAUAUACUAG